Messenger RNA from Mustela erminea (ermine), 1691 nucleotides. It is a transcript of the gene SH2D6, whose product is annotated as SH2 domain containing 6. Bases 93 to 1193 code for a protein of 366 amino acids. The record is from RefSeq and is a predicted model, not a curated record. The transcript has 15 exons. Gene Ontology annotation, biological process: intracellular signal transduction; cell surface receptor protein tyrosine kinase signaling pathway. Gene Ontology annotation, cellular component: cytoplasm. Lineage: Eukaryota; Metazoa; Chordata; Mammalia; Carnivora; Mustelidae.
GAUGCAAAUGAUGAGAAUAAUAGGACCUCUGUCCCCAGGCCAUUUGUGGUAGAGCCUGGGCUCCCAGGGAUCAGAGCUCCUUCAGCCCAGCCAUGGACAAGCUCAGGGGAAGCAAGCUCCAGUUGGAGCCACCCGUUCCACCCCCCAGAUAUGUAGUCCCCUGUCCAGAUUCCCCAGCCUGGAACAAAGGUGCCCCCAGCCCAUCUCCUUGGCCCACCCCGGGGACCAGCAGAUUUGAGGUAAGUGCAGGUGCUGAGCCUGGGGUGGAGGGAGGUGGGCCACAGUGCCUCCCACUGGUACUGCCCCUCUUCUGUCCCUUCUGGAAAGCCCAGGGGGAGGAAGAAGAAGAUGAAGAUGAAUAUGAGCUGCCCCCCUGUGAGGCUCUGCCGUUCAGUCUCGCCCCAGCCCACCUUCCUGACACCGAGGAGGACUCUGUGUACUUGGAUCACGCUGGCCCCGUGGGCGCAUCCAAGUCACCACCACCGCAGCCCCAGGCCACAACGCUGAAGGCGGUACUGAGCCUGAAGGAGGCUAAGAAGCAGGGACAGCCCUUCCCCCUCAGGAAGCAAGAGCUGGUUACACCAGCCAGAGAUGUGCCAGGCCUUCCAAAGAAACCUGAUAAUAACGUCUACGUGGAAUUCCCAGCCUUGACUAGGACUCUGAGCUCCCAAGUCCUGAUGCCCCCAAUCUCUCUGCCAAGGAUAUCAAUGGUGCCCAGGCCCACUGUAGCUCCCCAGGAAGCUCGGAACGGAGCAGCGAAUGCCACCUCUAAAGCAGGAAGGAGAUCUUCUCUUUCCUCUAGAGCACCUACCUGGAGCACCUCGACUGCUGAGGACGGCAGCCUGCUGGGUCAGCCCUGGUACUCAGGAAACUGUGACCGCCAUGCUGUUGAGAGUGCCCUGCUCCAAUUCCAAAAGGAUGGCGCCUACACUGUGCGCCCCAGUUCAGAGCCUCACAGCUCCCAGCCCCUCACCCUGGCAGUGCUUCUCCAUGGCCGGGUCUUCAAUAUUCCCAUCCGGCAGCUGGACGGUGGGAGGCAUUAUGCCCUGGGCCGGCAGGGCAGGAACAACGAGGAGCUGUUUCCAUCCGUGGUCGCCAUGGUCCAGCACUACACACAGCACCCACUGCCCCUUGUGGACAGAUACAGCCAUCGCUGUCAGCUCACCUGCCUGCUCUUCCCGACCAAGCCCUGACCACAGCGUGGAUUGUACGCACCCGCCUCUGGCCCCACAGUUUGCUCUUUGCCCUCGUUACCUUGCUGUGUCCCUCUCGCCUCCCCCGUCUCCACCCCUCCAGGCCCUUCCCUUCUCUUGUUGCAGUCCCUGCAGACCUGGCCGAAAGGCUUUCAGAAAGGUUGCCCAGAAACAGAAAGAACCCCCGAGACCCCACACCAGCUUCACCUGGAGCUUGGAGGUGCCCCUCCCUGCUGCACAUCCAAGGCUGGGAAGCAAGGGUCAGGCAGAGCCCCCUCUCCCAGGCCCCAGGCAUGGCUGGGUUUGCACUGUUCCCAAGGGCCUCCCAGCCGCUCUGGAUAAAGGCCUCCUCCAGGAAGCUGAGCCUCGGGACGCCUGCCGGGGGCACUGCUUGGACACAAAGGGAAUCCUUUCACAUUCUCUUAGGGGCUUAGCACAGGGCUGGCAGCUUGGUUGCACUGUACAUAGUCUGCUUUCAAUAAAUAUUUGUUGAAUGAA